This is a messenger RNA of Paramecium octaurelia, 1178 nucleotides long. NCBI's taxonomy places the organism in Eukaryota, Ciliophora, Oligohymenophorea, Peniculida, Parameciidae. The record is from the annotation of a GenBank genome assembly.
AUGCAAAUACAAUGGAAUGACUAACUCAUCCAAUUCAUUUAUUCACGUUGUAGCGAGUUAUUUGAAAAUGAACAAUAUUUAGGUAAAAUAUCAUAAUAUUUUGCCUUUAAAUAUUUUGAAUUAUUAUUAUCAUUUAAUAUAAGCGAGUUAAGACUAGAUUUUGUCACUAAUUAAAUAGAUAUUUAAAUAAAAACUAUUGGGGGCGCAACAUAUAUUUAAACAUCUAAUUUUAUAUGUAUCAACUCAACCUUUGAGGAAAUAUCGACUGCGAAAAUCUCAGUUUUUGAUAUUGUCACUUCAAGCGAUGGAAUAAUAAUGAUGUAAAAUCUAUCUAUUUUUUAAAUGAGAAAUAGUUUACAAGAAAAUAUUGAAAAUGAAGGGUGCUUAAGUGUUAAUGCACUGAAUAGUUUGUUAAAUCUUCAAAUUAAAAAUACUAAAUUUUCAAAUAUACCUAAUAGGAUGUCAUCAUCCAUAAUAACAAUAAAUCCUUCAUUACUUGAAAAUAAAUUGAUAUUCUAAAAUAUUACUAUAGUUGAUUGUGUUUCGUUAAAAAAUUAGAUCGUGAAAAUGUAGUUUAUUACUUAAGCAAAUAAAUAAAAUUCCAUUUCAUUUAUAGAUUUAAAGAUCUACUAAAAUUAAGAAUCUUGGUUCAAUUUAUUACAGAAUAUUCGAGAAUUGUCUGAAUCUGAAAUUCAAGAAAUAACUGGAAAAGAUAAUGCAAUAAUAUAUUUAGAGAAUUGUGAUGCUAAUAUAGAAAAUCUUUUUUUGAAGGUAUGUUGUUUUCUCGUUUUUUUAAUUUAAAUAACUUUAUUUCAAUCAGGCUGAAGUAUAUGGAAAUAAUCUUGUUGAAAACCCCAGUUAUUUGACACUCUCCAUAAAUUCAAAAGCAAUGCCUGCUGUAGAAUCAACAAUUAAUAAUAUUUAAACAAGCAUCCUAAAAUUAACCCCUUACUUGGUAAUGGAACAAGGAAUUAAAAAAUAAACAGAAAUGCUAAUGAUUCUCAGUACAUAAAUAAUCGACACGUAUUAAAUAUUUAUUGUCAGUUAGGCUACUUACUUAACAUACAUCAAAAGUAUGAACAUUUAUUUCAAAAAUAGUAAGGGGGAGUUACUCCUUAAUCUUUAUAAUUCAAUCUGUGAAGUUACAGAUUACAUAAGACAGCCAACAAAAAUUUUGA